Doryrhamphus excisus (bluestripe pipefish) is the source of this 1086-nucleotide messenger RNA. RefSeq names its product LSM4 homolog, U6 small nuclear RNA and mRNA degradation associated (gene lsm4). Gene Ontology annotation, molecular function: RNA binding. Lineage: Eukaryota; Metazoa; Chordata; Actinopteri; Syngnathiformes; Syngnathidae. The record is from RefSeq and is a predicted model, not a curated record. Gene Ontology annotation, biological process: nuclear-transcribed mRNA catabolic process; mRNA splicing, via spliceosome.
ACCUGUUAUCACCUGUAGAUGGCGGCAGCUAACGACGUAGCCACAAUUCGUCUUAACAUUAUCUGAAGAAGAAGUGAAGGACCGAAAGCAGUAAUUUCUAGGCACAGAGGAUUCUAAAUAUUUAAAAAAACUUCUCUAUCAAAAUGCUUCCUUUGUCUCUGCUGAAGACCGCCCAGAACCAUCCAAUGCUGGUGGAGCUGAAGAAUGGAGAAACGUAUAACGGUCACCUGGUCAGCUGUGACAACUGGAUGAACAUCAACUUAAGAGAAGUCAUUUGUACCUCGCGGGAUGGUGACAAGUUCUGGAGAAUGCCCGAGUGCUACAUCCGAGGAAGCACCAUCAAGUAUCUGCGAAUCCCAGACGAGAUCAUCGACAUGGUGAAGGAGGAGGUAGUGUCGAAGGGUCGAGGACGGGGAGGCGCCCAGCAGAACAAACAGCAGGGCAAAGGGAGAGGAGGAGCAGGCCGAGGUGUGUUUGGGGGUCGGGGUCGAGGGAUGAGCGGCGCCGGACGAGGUCAGCAGCAGCAGGAUAAGAAACCAGGCAAACCACAGGGGAUGAAGAACCAGCACUAACCUGUUGGGAUGUAAGAAAAAAAAAAAACACGCAUAUACACAACAUCUUCCUCAGCACUCACGUACAAAGAUGCCUGUUUUUAGCUUCUUCCAGAUUAAUGGUAUUUGUAUUUUUUUUUUAAUUAUUACAAUAACCUUAUCCCAGUAUAUUACAUCUAGCUGGCAGGCUGUUUAUUAUUAAAAUAUAUUGUUUAAAAAAGUGUUAUUUCUCCAAACACAAGACGUUUUGUCAUGUGAUACACUGGAAUAAGGUUUUUAGUUUCUGUUUGCCGACCGUUCUAUUUUGUGGUUAGCAGCCCCUUUAGUGGAGGUACAGCAGUAGUCUUUAUGUCAUAACACUUUUUUUUUUUUUUUAAGUAUUUGUGUGACAAAAGUAAAGGAAAUAAGAGCUCUUAUUAGCGUGCAAGGCCAACAUAAUGUGGUUAUGAUGGUUUGGUUCUGUUUUUUUUAUGACUAGAGAUGCUGUAAUUUAUGUACAUGAGCACACAUGGGAAUAAACGAGCUUUUGUUUAAA